Geodia barretti is the source of this 861-nucleotide messenger RNA. The record is from the annotation of a GenBank genome assembly. NCBI's taxonomy places the organism in Eukaryota, Metazoa, Porifera, Demospongiae, Tetractinellida, Geodiidae.
AUGAGCCAGCAGCUUCCCCCCGACGUACUGAACCUCAUCGACUCCGCCCUUACCGAAGACCAGGCGUUCAACGACCCGACGACCCACAGCCUGGUGCCCGACAGCAUCGUCGGCAGCGGGAUGCUGCGCGCGAAGGCCGACGGCGUGCUGGCCGGCGCACACGUGGCGUCUGCCGUGUUCCACCGCAUCGACCCGGACCUGGACGUAGAGCUCCUGCUUGAAGAGGGCUCUCCGUUGGAGCCUGGAACGGACAUCGCCACCGUAUACGGGUCGGCGGCCUCUAUCCUGCGGGCCGAACGCACAGCCCUCAACUUCCUGCAGCGCAUGAGCGGCAUCGCCACGGCCACCAACCACUACGUGCGCGCCGUGGCCGGCACCGAUGCCCGUAUCGUGGACACCCGCAAAACCGCCCCCGGCCAUCGCUACCUGGACAAGUACAGCGUCCGCAUGGGCGGCGGGCACAACCACCGUCUGAACCUGGCCGACGGUAUCCUCAUCAAGGACAACCAUCUGGAAGCCCGGGCGUCGCUGGAAGAGCCGUUGGGCGCCGUGGUGCGUCGCGCCAUUUCCCUGGCCUCACACACCAUCCGGGUGGAAGUGGAGGUCGAAUCGCUGGAUCAGGUAAGGGAGGCCGUGGACGCCGGCGCCCACAUCAUCAUGCUCGACAACAUGGACGUGCCGACGAUGCGGGAAGCGGUUGGCAUCAUCGCUGGCCGGGCAUCGAUCGAGGCGUCCGGCGGCAUUACGCUGGCCACUGUCCGCGAGAUCGCCGAAACCGGCGUCGACCUCAUCAGCGUCGGCGGGCUAACCCACUCGCCCGACGCACUGGACAUUUCCCUGGACCUGGAGUUUCCGGGGUAG